AUGGAAAAGUUAAGGUUUGAGUUUGUAGUGAAAGCUAUUAAGGAUCCAAAAACCAAUACAUUCUGCAUAACAUCAAUCACUGACACCAACAAAUGCACCUUUUUAAUAUCGGAACAUUUUCAACAAGCAAGAUUGCAUAAAGCGGUAAUAAAAACUACAGCUUUCCAAAAAGCAAAAACUACUACAUUACAAAAGACACAUGAAAAAGACAGUAAAGUUUUAAUGGUACGUUUACACGCUUGCCAAGCCUUGGCAAGCCUCGACAAUCGCAAGCAUAUCAAAGGGCGUUUGCGGCAAGUGCUUGCGACAUAUUUACAUGUUGGUCAGCGUUUAGUAGCCAUUGUGAUCUCGCGGCGAGUAUUCAAAUGCUCAAUUAUACAAAAAAAUAAAAAAAUAGAGGCUGGUCGAAUGAGGAGAGUCUUUCGUUUCUGGAAUAUUACCAGAUGGAAUCCUGCAUCUGGAAUCCGAAAGAUGCAAAUCAUAAAGAUAAGAAGAAACAAGCAGAUGCAUGGAUUCGUCUUGCUGAAGUAA
Molecule: messenger RNA, 531 nt
Organism: Chilo suppressalis (striped riceborer)
Lineage: Eukaryota; Metazoa; Arthropoda; Insecta; Lepidoptera; Crambidae
Source: the annotation of a GenBank genome assembly